This is a messenger RNA of Ictalurus punctatus (channel catfish), 3542 nucleotides long. RefSeq names its product thromboxane A2 receptor (gene tbxa2r). NCBI's taxonomy places the organism in Eukaryota, Metazoa, Chordata, Actinopteri, Siluriformes, Ictaluridae. Gene Ontology annotation, cellular component: plasma membrane. The record is from RefSeq and is a predicted model, not a curated record. The transcript has 3 exons. Bases 244 to 1368 code for a protein of 374 amino acids. Gene Ontology annotation, biological process: positive regulation of cytosolic calcium ion concentration; inflammatory response; positive regulation of vasoconstriction. Gene Ontology annotation, molecular function: thromboxane A2 receptor activity.
AUUUGCGGUGUCUAUGAUACUGUUGGCCUUCCAUACAGAGCCCUCAUAUGAGACGCCCAAACUGGGACACGGUAGACACUUUAUAGACAACAUGAGGAGAAACAAGCCACCAAACUAAUACUCUGGAAGUAUGAAGAAACAUCCGUAAGUUUGGCAGAUCUGGAGUGAGGCCCACAGGAUGAUCCUAUUACCCAACCAAAAGGACUAAUUUGAAGAAAAAUCAAAUAAAGCAGGCGUGCCACCAUGAUGCCAUUUCACUCAAACAACACAAGCCAAGAGGCAUUAAAUCAGUCCUUCUGCUUUUCCAUUAACAAACCCCAAUCCCAAAUCAGCCACCCCAUCGCCUCAGCCUAUUUCUCGGCUGUGUUCUGUGUGCUGGGCCUCAGCUCCAACCUGUUUGCAUUUGUGGUGCUGGUCAAGUCCUUCAAGCAAACACACAGCCACUCUCGUUCAUCCUUUCUUCUCUUCCUAUGCGGCCUGGUGGUGACUGACUUCAUGGGCCUGCUGGUCACUGGAGCCAUCGUGGUCACUUUCCACAUCACACAUUUCAACUGGAUGGAACUGGACCCUCACUGUCACUUAUGCAACUUCAUGGGCAUGUCCAUGGUUUUCUAUGGCCUGUGCCCUCUUCUUUUGGGUGCCACAAUGGCUGUGGAACGAUUUGUAGGCAUCACCCGGCCUUUUGCCCGCUCCACAAAAAUGUCAAAGAGCCGAGUCUGCACCAUAAUGGCCAGCGUGUGGGUGGCGGCUGGGUGUAUCAGCCUGUUGCCUCUGUUCGGUCUGGGCAGCUACCACCUCCAGAUCCCAGGUUCGUGGUGCUUCCUGAACAUCAGCCCUAAGCCCCUGGAUAUGGCCUUCUGCCUGGUGUUCUCACUGGUCGGGCUGACGUCUCUGGCCGUGUCCUUCAUCCUGAACACAGUGAGCGUGGUCACCUUGCUGAGGGUCUGCUGUGGACAGGACUCCACCCAGCGCCGGAGAGACUAUGAGGUGGAGAUGAUGGUGCAGCUCAUCCUUAUCAUGGUCAUUGCAUCCAUCUGCUGGUAUCCACUGCUGGUGUUUAUUGCACAGACAGUAUUGUCUGCAUCAAAGCUGGACAUCCCCAAACUGUUGCUCUACAUUCGCUUUGCCACCUGGAACCAGAUCCUGGAUCCCUGGAUCUACAUCCUCUUCCGUCGUUCCAUACUGAAACGUAUUUAUCCUCGCAUGGACUGGUCUCGUGGCUCCAUCGCCAGCCUCUACUCAACCUCUAUGCGCAGACUCACUCAUUCCUCUAUAGGGCGCCCUGUCAGUCUCAGGGAGCAAAUCUCCGAUGAACCAAAGCAGGAACAUGAAUUAAUGUCAAUGCGGAGUGUCUCUCCUCCUACUUAAUCAACAUUCAGCAUCUUCAGUUUAACAAUUUGGUCAGUCAUUUAUGUUUAUGAAAAGUCUAUUUUCUUAACAUACUCCAAAACCUAAUAACAUGAUUUUUAAAAUGGUUUAUUCUUCUUUCAUGGAUGAAAAAACUGCAUACAUUAAUAUUUGGGUCACUUUUGUUAACAUUCCCUUUUCCAACAGAGACUUUUAAUUUAGUGCCAUUUAAUUUUAUUUAACACAGCUUUACAGAAAUUCACAUGUAGAUCCAAAUCCUUGGCAAGGAAGUAAUCCCUGAGAUGACAUGAGAAAGAAAGCUUGAGAGAAACCAAUCUUUCUCUGUGUUUCUACAGAAAAGUGAUUUGUGAUUUUGUGAUUCUGUGACAAAUGUAGGCUAGAUUCCUAACAGUUAACUAGCCAGCUAGCUAGGUUAGCCAAUGUUAGCGAUGAAAAACAAAGUGCUGUUUGUUGCCAUGAGUAUAUUCUGACAGGUUUGGCUGUUAAAUAAAUCAUUGUGAAAAUGGAGAAAUCAAGACUCGAUAGUGAAACCAUACCCAUGUCGAUGUGUGAUAAAUGCGAGCUAGAUUUCUGCUACCUAAUACAGCUAAUGUUGGUGAUAGUCUAUUGGAAAUGGCAGAAGGACAUUAAGCAGGAUUUUAAUUUACAUAUUUGUGUAUAGCUCUGGAAAAAAUUAAGAGAUCACUCCAAAUUUUUCUUAAAUCAGCAUCCUUACAUGUAUGGCAGCCAUUCCAUUCCAGUAUCUGUUGAAUUCCAACACAAGCACGCCUCAUUCUACUUAACGAGGCACUGAAAAAGUGAUCACCUAAACCAAAUUUUAUUUAACCAGGAAAAGUAUAUUUUUAAAAAAAAAACUUUUUGCAUUAUUCGUCAUUAUUUUGUGUCUGAAAACACUUUUUUGUUGAUAUUUUGACCAGUUGUCAUUUUCUACAAAUAAAUUCUCUAAAUGACAAUAUUUUUGUAAGCAAUUUGUGACAAAUGUUUCCAGUAGUUUAUAGAAUAAAACAAAAAUGUUCAUUUUACCAAAACACAUACCUAUAAAUAUUAAACCCAAAGAAACUGAUAAUUUUUUUUUCAGAGCUGUAUAUUCAUAGUUCUUGGCAUUUUAAAUGAGACAACAGGUAUAGUGUGUUGAUAGGAUAAUUUAGUAAAAUAGCCUAAGUUUACAAUUCCAAAAUGAUGGCAAAAUGGAUGUUGUUAGAUAUUUUCCUGAUAAACUGUAUGCAUUAUAGUGUUUAUCAUGAAACAACCUCUUCUGCUGCACUCUUGAACAAAAACACCCAAGAGGACAGAAACUGAAAAUAGCCUUUUUUGCAUAACAUUAUUUUAACAUAUUCAUUUAAAAAAAAUUCCACGAAAAUGUGUUGGUUAUUCUCACGUUACCCUUGGAAAAAUUAAAGUACAAAAAUUUAUCAUAUUUAAUCAUAUUUAAUAUCAAUUCAUCUCCCAGCAUCCAUCCAUUCUCACUUCCCCAAUCUCUUCCACUCAACUUCAUUCAGAUUCACAGGUUUGCUAAUCUCACAUAGCUGUAGUUAAUUAGCAUAUGUAUUUAUUCACUCAUUUCAGUCUUGUUUGGGUUUUCUGGCCGCAGUUUUGAGCCUUUUGUUCUGUUGGAUUUGUUCCCAUAAAUGCUAUUUCUUUUGUUUUAUACAACAUUAUAUUAAAUUAGAUUGGCCAGAAUGUCCAUCCAUCCAUCUUCUAUACCGCUUAUCCUUUUUCAGGGUCACGGGGAACCUGGAGCCUAUCCCAGGGAGCAUGGGGCACAAGGCGGGGUACACCCUAGACAGGGUGCCAAUCCAUCACAGGGCACACACUCACAUACACAUUCACACAUUCAUACACUACGGACACUUUGGACAUGCCAAUCAGCCUACCAUGCAUGUCUUUGGGGGAGGAAACCGGAGUACCCGGAGGAAACCCCCGCAGCACAGGGAGAACAUGCAAACUCCGCACACACAGGGCAGCGGGGGAAUCGAACCCCCAACCCUGGCGGUGAGAGACUAACCACUAAGCCACCGUGCACCCUGGCCAGAAUGUGUUGAUUUAUAUUCUAUAGCAGCUGCUUAAUUUUUUUUAAAGAAUUGUAUAUUAAUGCACAUGUUUUAAUACGUUAUUGUUUCUAUAGUUACAGCUCAUUCAUGGGACUUGUAUGGUGGACAUGCCACUUAAUCUAA